This is a messenger RNA of Ostertagia ostertagi, 4080 nucleotides long. NCBI's taxonomy places the organism in Eukaryota, Metazoa, Nematoda, Chromadorea, Rhabditida, Trichostrongylidae. The record is from the annotation of a GenBank genome assembly.
AUGGAGGAAGCUGGAAGUUCGUUUCCUCAGCGAACGGCGUCAGUGAAGAAGCGGGUUUCCGUUGCUUGUCAAACGGACGUGCCAUACGGUGCGGCGAGCCAUUCUUCACUGGCUCAGCCGAAUCGCACGGCAUCGAGUGGCUUAUUAGCUGUGAACCCUUCGAGCACACCAGCAACUAGUUCUCGGGCCACAACGACUUCACCCGCGACCGAAGAGCAAACGUUAAGGGUUACAAUUCAGCAUUUUUCGAAGAUGGUGGAUACGCUCUGCUCUCCAUGUAAACGAAUCAAUGGUGUUCCAUGGAGGAUAAUGGUGAUGCCUAAACAACAUAUGGUGCAGAAGAAAAACCAAAAAUGUAUGGGAUUUUUUCUGCAGUGUUGUCCAGAUAACACUUAUUCGGAUGCGUGGACGUGUCAAUCUGUAGCAGAAAUGCGAUUGAUCGCUCAGAAAAGUGGUGUACAAAAUUUCGUGCGGAAAACAACCCACGUUUAUAGUGCUAAAGAAAAUGACUGGGGCUAUUCCUGCUUUAUGACUUGGGCGGAUGUACUUGACGAGAGCCAAGGAUACAUUAAGGAUGACCGAGUCACGUUGGAAAUUACUGUGAAAGCGGAGGCCCCCAAAAAUAUGAUGUCGCGCGAAGAUUUUCGGCGAUCUAUCGAUCAGUGGUACAAUUUAGCAGAAAUGCAGUUAGCUAGAGGCCAAGUUGAUUUAUCGAUUGAAGCAAAUCAACAGGCAUUGAAAUUCUGCAAAGACAAGGAUAAGCAGUCGCAGGAAAAACUGGAAGCACAGAGAGAUCGCUUGGUGAACCACAAAUUAGUAGAGAGUAUUCACCGAAUUGAAAAAGUGAAAGAUGUACCGAAAGGACCUGGAGAUGCGCUUCGCCCAACGUCUUUACGACAAGCGCUCACAGGUGCACAGAAAUCGGCGACUACAUCUAAAGCAACUAAAGUUAUCAAAAAAGAAAGGCGUGGUAUUGUCCAGCAAGGAAAGAAGACCGGAAACACAUUGGCAUUGAAAAAUUCUGAGAGAAAAUCAGGAGAAGGAGAUGACGACAAUAGCAACUCUCUGAGUUCUGAAGAAUCUAAGCAGAAAUCCGAUAAAGUCGAAAAGACCGACGUCAAACAGAAUGUGGAAAAUCGCAAACAACGUAGCAGAAGUCUCAGUGAUAGUGACACCAUGAAAGUGUUCAGUAAAAAGGAAAUGCUCACAGAUCAAGCAGUAAAAGAGGCACACGAUGGUAAUACUACGUCACCUGGCUCAGACGAAAAUAAUCUUGUUUCUGGUGAAGUAAAAGUGUGUGGCUGUGGACUUCACCAUCAUCGUGAUGCUUGCCGCCAUUCAUCCAUUUCUUCCCUUGAACCAGAAGAUGAAGAGCUUGAUAAUGAGAACUAUGAGGAGAACGUCACGGAGCAUGCUGAAGUCGAGAUGUGUGAAAACGGUUGUCAGACGGAAGAUAGUGGCGACAUUGAGGCUCAACAAAUCGCCACCCUCACUCCAGCACCAGUUCCGGAAACAACUCCUUCUUUGGUGACUACUUCUCCACCGGUGCAGUCAUCAACAACGAGGGAACGAAGACAUGCGGGAUCGGGAAUAUCGAAAGACUCUUUAUUCCGUGAUAAUGUAGCGAAAAUGGCAGAGUCUACCGAGGAAGUUCUCCAGAAAAUCAUGCAGACUCGAGAACAGCAGCCGCAAGUGGAGAAAAUUUCGGAGGCUGAUCAACAGCGCCUUCUUCAGUUCUGCAUCAAGAAUUUCGGUAUUGACAACUUUGAUAUGAUUCCACCUGAACUUGCCGGUUCUGACGAGACGAUGCGCUGUUUCACUGCCACUCAACGCCAUCAUGCAGAAACGACUAGAAAUCAUCAGCGAUUGCAUUCGAAUCGUAUCUACAAGGCUGCGGAAAGUUUUGUGAAAGUCGUAGAACAAAUGUUCGAGUCAGAAAUCCUCACAGCUACAUUUGCCAAAAUGAGCUUCAUGAGCAACGUUUCGAGUGAAGAAGUUCCCAAAAGAAUUUCAAAGGCCGCAGCCGUUGCUAAUGGUGGGAAAUCUGCUCGUAAAACAGUAGCAGCACAAAGAAGACUACCCCAGUCACAGACGAAUCAGCAGCAGCAACAACAACAACAGCAACGUCCUGCUUCACCGCCUUCUGAGCCGCCGUCCGAAUUCGCGGUAUCUCUUUCGGAAGCCGACGAUGAGGAAAGUAUUGAUGACUUCGAAGAGCUGCAUAGCGCAUCACUCUCGGGAGAAGACGUCGAACAACAGAUGCGCGAAUUGCUGAAUGAAAUCAGUCAUUGCCGCGUCCACGACCUGAUUCUGGAUAAGAUCGAAUCCAUGGAAAAGGAGCCUAACAAUAGCUCAAUAGGUUUACGUGCCUUGCUAGUACAGCUCUUCAACUAUUCACAAACACUAUCUGUGACUGGAGAUCGCAUGGAGACGAUGGUGGCUCAAGCUAGAGAAGUACAACAGAUUAUCCAAGGCCCUGACGCAUUGCGUGCUGCUGAGCAGAUGAAGCGAAACGAGGAGAAACUGGCUGAGACUGAAGCUGCAUGCAAGCAAGCAAAAUCUGACCUUGUCAAGGAAGUGGAACAUAGAAAGAAGGCUGAGCAACUUCGUAUGGCUGAGUCGUCGAAACUGAAAGAAGAAACGGCAAAAACAGAACAAUUGACCGCUCAACUAAAAGAAGCACGUAGCAACCUCAAGAAAAUGGAGAAGAAAUCGAAACAAGACGAAACUCGUAUAGGAACACUUGAAGCUGAGAAGCUCGAACUGGAAGAUAGGGUCAAAGCUCUCAAAAAAGAGCUAGACCAAGUCAAAAAGAAGGCCGCGGAAGAUCGUUCCAAAGCGAAGAAAGAGAAGGAACGCGAUGCAGAGCAAGUACGCAGAUUGGAAAGCGAGACGCUGGAACGUGAAGCAGAACGAGACCGAGAACGCCAGCAGCACGACGAAUACAGAAGAGAGAUGAAGAAUCGUGAACAAAAAUGGGAAAAGGAGAGAAAACAGCAUCUUUCUCAAAUCGCUUCUCUCAUCGAUCGUGCACGUUCCGCUGAGGUUGCCCAAGUGGGCAUGAUGCUGACCGCUGGAGUGAGUGUUUUGGAAAAGACUCGAGAUGAAGCAGCACUCAGUCUUGCGGAAGCCGAAGAUAACUUAAAACGUGCUCGAACUCAUUCCGAUAUGGAGACGAUGAGACGAAGUGUUGCCGAAUGGAAGUGUGUGCACGAAGACUGUGUGUCGGCAAUUUCCCAAGCGCGCAACGAGUUUGAAGCUGCCUGCGAUGCUAUCCGUAAAGGACAAAGAACACUUGCUCAGUUCACAGAACUAAAGGUCCCUACGGCACCUACCCUUCCAAAGGUAGUCCGUCUGCCUCCAGUUCAAGUUGUACAACCAUCUACGCCUGCCUGCCCUACAACAGCAACAUCCGUAUCGUCUGUGAUUCAACCGCCUCCCGCUGGAGUCAUUGGCCAACCAAGAACUCCACAGAAUAACCGCUACAACUCUCAUGUUUCACCUCGAGACAACACUUCUGCUAGUUCGACGAAUUCGCAUGUUCCACAGUCGCCGUCGUCUAGUUCAAGAUCUGUGUCGGGAGGACUUUCGAGCGCACCCCCUCCAACGGCUCAACUAUUCGAGCGUUCUCCUAUGAAACAGCCCCUACCGAUAGGUGUUCGGCCGGGGCCAGUGCCUACACCAGCAUCACUUCCUUUGGAUGACUCUGCAGUUGCAUCCGCUGCUCCUGCGGCGUCACCAUGGUCGUGGUCAACACCUUUAGGUAAUCUUGCCGACAUUCGUCCAUUGAGACCGUCGUCGGAACAGGCUCAUCCUUUGCUUCAACAGUCUUCUCAUCACGAACUGUGGCGAAAUGGAACUCCGUCGGACUCCUCUCAGGUGCGUGCACCUCCUGGAUAUAACUUAGGUUGGGGUGGAGUGAACGGAAGUUCGAUGGCGUCGCCGUCGCAGGGCCUCAACCAAAACAGCUCAUUCCAUGGUUGGAGAGGUGCAACUGGUAACGCGGCUGUUCCGCCCGGUCAACCGCAAUACAAGUAUUCACCUGCUGAUAAGUAUCCGAUGCAGUACUUCGAUAGCUGA